This is a messenger RNA of Closterium sp. Yama58-4, 738 nucleotides long. The record is from the annotation of a GenBank genome assembly. Lineage: Eukaryota; Viridiplantae; Streptophyta; Zygnematophyceae; Desmidiales; Closteriaceae.
AUGCCUUGUUCUAACGCCCUUUCCCAACCUUGCUUCUGUGCUGGUGUGGUGUGUGUGCCUUGUUCUAACGUUGCUUCUGUGCCGACCCGUGUGUUGGCGCUCGUGGAGUGUGGGUUACAGGCUCACUGCGUUACUCUCACUCAUACCUUAUUCGAGUGCGAUUGCAACAAGCAAGAACUUUACUUCAACGAGCCUGACAAGACGUGCUUUGCCCCGUUGGUGCGGACGACGGUGGCAGUGCAGGCAAGUAGCAACACCUUCACGGGCGAGAGGGACGCCACCUUCCUCACGGAGGUGCCGGCAGAGCAGGCCAGUGGCACCACAGCAUGUGACAACCUGGACACGGUGCUCAAAGGCGACACCAACAUCACCGUCGUGUGGAAUACCAAGCGCGUCGCGCCUGGCAGCCUCGCGCUUGGCAACGCCAUGUGCAAGAGCCUGUCGUUCUACGCUGACUGGGACUGCAAGCAGAAGCUGGAACUUACCAUUGCUCGUCCCGCGAAGAAGGGCAGUUCCUACCCCGUCACAAAAAGGACUGUCAAUGGAGUCGCUUCACUGCUAUCGGUUGGCUGCGAUAUCACCAUGUGUGAGGAGGAUUGUGGAGCUGCUGAGUGCGUUGUGAAGAAAGGCAAGCCGCAGUGCCAUUGCCCUGAGGGCCUCGUGUUCAACGCAGCUAAGAAGCUCUGCUGGGUUGCUCCUCCUCGGGCCAGUGGACAAGCGAAGAUCGGGCGCCCCUAG